This is a messenger RNA of Trypanosoma theileri, 2136 nucleotides long. RefSeq lists its product as uncharacterized. Bases 1 to 2136 code for a protein of 711 amino acids. The transcript has a single exon. Gene Ontology annotation, molecular function: protein binding. Lineage: Eukaryota; Euglenozoa; Kinetoplastea; Trypanosomatida; Trypanosomatidae. The record is from RefSeq and is a predicted model, not a curated record.
AUGCAAAAGGUUGGGAGGCAUGGUAGUUACGCCACACAGUUCUGGACGCGGCCCACCCGCCCACCACACCGCACUCGCCACGCCGUGUUAACCGCACAUUCACGUAAAGCUCUCCAACGCCGUUUGGUACUGCCAAUAGACGCACACGAUUGGCAACGGGCGCUUGAAGUGUUGAAUGCACGUUAUGCCCGACUCGGCCGCACACCGGAGGAUUAUCAACGAGUCAUUCGCGGCUUGGCAACUGCUGUAUCUCCACAGCAACGCCGUCAUGCCUUAUAUACAUUAGAGGCACUACGGGAUAAGGCAUACGCUGGUGAAAUAGUAACAUCUGGAAGUUUCUGGGUGACGCUGGUGUGGGCCUAUGCACAGUUGCGAUUCCCGAAUGAGGCUUACACAUGUUUACUGCAAGCCGAGCGACGAUGUCAAUUAUCACCACUCACACGGCAACACAUGGCUGAGACACUGUUGCCACUACUGGCAGAGUCUGGGAUGUUGACAGAAGUAAAGUAUAUGGUAGAGAAUUUCUUAAACGCAGGUGGUAGUCGUCAGGAACGAGCACGUGUGAUUAGUUUAGUAGCGGAAGCUGCAGCACGAAGUGGUUCGUGGGCAACUGCUAUUACAUCAUUACAAAAGGAAAUAUCCAUAAUGACAGAAGAAACAGUAACAUCUAUGGAAGGGAAUAUGAACAGUACUGUAAAUACUACACCACGAACACUUUCUUCUCUCUUUGUUAAUAAGGAGGUAGUAAGUGUAUCUGAAAAGGCAUCUCAUUCCCCUCAAGAAGUUUUACAAGUUUCAACAGAAGCAUUGCGAUCUAUGAUGAGUUCCAUGUCAGAUGAUGGACAAUGGAUGAUGGCUUUACAUUGUUUACGAGAGUUACAACAGCGAUCUAGUAGUAAUGUUUCUAAAAUAAACCUCUCUAUUGGGAAGAAUACAGAAACCUAUAAUGAUGAUACGGAUAAUGUGUCCAAUCUGAAGAAAGAUGAAGAAUUACCAAUGCUUUCAGAAGAUGAACUACAACGACUUCUUAACUGUUUGGGAAGUAAGGAACGUUGGGAAGAGGCGAUAAGAGUUUUUAUUUCAUACUAUGGUUUGAAUAAAACACCCUCAGAGAGAAUACCCCGAUCAUUACAUGUAUUGACAUUAAAUUUACUCUUUUCCUCUUUUCCGAGAGAAAGCAGAGUAGUUACUCUUGUAGAAGAUGACCAAGAGGGGGGAGAAGAAGAAGGAAAAGUAACUAAUAAUAAUAAUAAUAAGAGACGAGGAUCUAUACAACUACAAAUGGAAGUUUUACGUCAUCCACAAGAAGCUAUUGCGUUACUUAAUCAAUUGUUUAGCGAACGUGAUGAUGUAGUAGUGACUGAUAGGAUGAUGGCAGCAGUGGGUCCUGCUUUAUUACAGUUAGGCCACUGGGAGCGAGCUCUACAUUUAUUACGACAAACACCUUCUCUUAGUUCAAGGAAAGUGGAAAAGACUUCAACAGAGGCGAAUCGUUGUUUACGUGAGCAAUUAAUGGCACUCCUUUACUAUUUACAUCAUGCUAUUUCUCUUGAAGCUCGUUUUUACACCUUAUAUCACUUUCCCUUUGCCUUCCCAAAGGAACUCUUUCAAGGUCUUCCACCUCCAUCUGAGCUUGCAUCGUAUUUGAAGGAAAUGAAACAACAAGAAAAGAAAGAGGAGAUGGAAGAAAGAGUCAAGAAGAGCAUACAAGAAAAGAGGGAACAGGAAUUAACAGUUUCUUCAAAACUUCCUGAAAGUCUAAAAUACCGUCCUUUCGCUUCUCGGCGUCGUUCUAACAUUGUACAAAAUACAGAAAAACAUGAUGAUGAGCUUAAGCAUCGUUUAACGUCCCUUUACACUAAUCGCAAGAUGGCGUUUCCCGAGAACUGGGAUGCUGAGAGUGAUCCACGACCACCGCCUAAGGGACUACACGAUCAAGCGAGUGGGUGGAAUUUCUACGGCCGCGGUGGUGAGAUGGUAUUCGCAAAUCACAAACGCACAGCACAUCCCUUUACUUUACAUCCUAAAGUGAUGCGUUCGUUGGCAGAUCCAUAUCGUGGCUGGAGUUUAAAGCAAAAUAGUUGUUGGGGUCAUCGUGAGCGGGUGCGGAAGUGGAAUGGACACAGUGCUGUUUAA